This is a messenger RNA of Pogona vitticeps (central bearded dragon), 1307 nucleotides long. RefSeq names its product chloride intracellular channel 5 (gene CLIC5). The record is from RefSeq and is a predicted model, not a curated record. NCBI's taxonomy places the organism in Eukaryota, Metazoa, Chordata, Lepidosauria, Squamata, Agamidae.
AUGAGCAUGCUGAAACUCAACACAGCUCAUCCCGGCGGCGGCACUUGUUGCUCUUAUAAACUGUUACAAACUAGGAUGGUUUCUCCUUCCCUGGUUUUUUUUUAUUUCCCUUUAAAAUAAACAUCUUGGUUUUUUAAAUUAGAAAAUUGCUUUUCAUGUGUGUGCCAGUGGAAGUUUGAAAAAGAGCAACAUGAUGGUUUAGAGGGGGGGAAAGAAAGCAUUAGAAGUAUCCUUGGUAGAAGGAGGAAUAACGGGACCCUGUCAUUACUUUGUGCUGUGAGGACAACUCCUUGCUGGUGAAGGUCAAAAAUGACAGAUUCAUCUCCUGCUAAUGGAGAAGAGAAGGACCCUGAAAUUGAGCUCUUUGUAAAGGCUGGUGUAGAUGGAGAAAGCAUUGGGAACUGUCCUUUCUCACAGCGUCUCUUCAUGAUACUUUGGCUCAAAGGAGUUGUAUUCAAUGUUACCACAGUGGACCUGAAAAGAAAGCCAGCUGAUCUACAUAACUUAGCUCCUGGGACCCACCCGCCAUUCCUGACGUUUAAUGGGGAAGUAAAGACAGAUAUCAAUAAAAUUGAAGAAUUUCUGGAGGAAACCCUUUCGCCUCCCAAGUAUCCCAAGCUUGCGGCUAAGCACCGUGAAUCAAACACUGCAGGCAUCGAUAUAUUCUCUAAAUUCUCUGCAUACAUCAAAAACACAAAGCAGCAGGACAAUGCCAGUCUGGAGAGAGGUUUAACAAAAGCUCUAAAGAAGCUGGAUGACUAUCUGAGAAACCCUUUGCCAGAAGAGAUUGAUGCAGGUAGCACAGAGGAGGAGAAAGUGUCAAAGCGCAGGUUUCUGGAUGGGGAUGACCUGACUCUUGCUGACUGCAACCUUCUGCCCAAGCUCCAUGUUGUCAAGAUUGUAUCAAAGAAGUAUCGGAACUAUGAGUUCCCACUGGAGAUGACAGGACUUUGGCGAUAUCUGAAAAAUGCUUAUGCUCGGGAUGAAUUUAUCAACACCUGUGCCGCAGACAAAGAAAUUGAACUAGCUUAUGCAGAUGUAGCAAAGCGGCUUAACAAAUCCUAAUCAAAACCUUCUCAAAUAUCCUUUUCAAUGAUGCCUUCAAGUGUGUAUGCACACACAGAGAAACAUAUGGGUGUUAUAUAUCAUUAUAUAUCAUUCUAUAUCACUGUGUUCUCUGGGUAACAUUUUAGAGUGGUUUCUAAUAAUCUCCCCAAAUUGAGAGAAUGGCUUCAAUUCCCACUGUACUCCUGCAGUUUUCAAAACCUGCUCUGUGGGACUGGAGGAUCCUCCUGAGCAGAUUUUUU